AUGUCUUUUGAAGAUUGGAAACGAAUCAAAGUGAAAAAUGAAACAAAUUAUAGGAACACGUCAUUGGUUUCUUACGCUAACAGUGAGAAUCGAUUUAACUAUGCGUCUAUAGAUUGUGCCGCCAAAAUCAUCAGUACUAACGAUGGAGCCAAAGAAGCCAAGUCCGUUUUGAAGGAUGACAAGGAUAGUUAUCUUAUAAACAAAUGUUCCAGCCCGGAAAAAUUUGUUAUCAUCGAAUUAUGUCAAGAUAUUCUCAUUGAUUUGGUUGAGAUAGGGAACUUCGAAUUCUUCAGUUCAAACUUCAAGAGAAUUAAAAUCAGUGUCAAUGAACGGUACGAGGAUAAAAAUUGGAAGAGUUUGGGGGAAUUCGAAGCGACAAACUCUCGAGAUUUACAGAAAUUCAAGAUUUCUAAUCCUAUUAUAUGGGCUAAAUACUUGAGAAUCGAUAUCUUAGAUCAUUAUGGUAAUGAGUUCUAUUGUCCUAUAUCAUUAAUCAAGGUCUAUGGUAAGACAAUGAUUGAAGAUUUUAAAGAGGAAACCAUCAAACAAGUAGAAGAAGAAAUCGAUGAAUGUAAAGUUAGUCCCUCAUUGCCAUAUUUGGAACUAAACCAAUUUUUAAGUACUAUCCCAGAAUAUUGUAAUGUUGAAGAUGAAACCACCACCAUACCUCAGGAUUCUAUUUAUAAGAGUAUCAUUAAGCGUUUAUCAUUAUUAGAAUCUAAUGCCAGUCUUUCAUUAUUAUACUUACAAGAACAGAGUAAAUUAUUAUCCAAUAGUUUUAGUAAUCUUCAACAACAACAUCAAACAGAAUUAGAAGAUUUGGUUCGAAGGUUUAAUGUUACUGUCAAUGAACAGAUCUUAAAGCUUGACCAGUUCAAUCAGUUGAAAUUAUUUGAGUCAAAUAAGUUAGUCACGGGUUUGGCUAAUGAUCUAUCAUUUUAUAAGAAAUUGUUACUUAUCAAUUUCUUCCUUUUGAUUAUUUUACUUAUAUUCACCAUACUAUCGAAUGAGAUCCCAUUGGAGAUACCAAAACCUACUUAUCAGUUCAAGGUAGGUCAGACGAAGAAGAAAUAUAAUAAGAAAUUUAAAUAUAAGCAUUAG
This is a messenger RNA of Yamadazyma jaroonii, 1101 nucleotides long. Lineage: Eukaryota; Fungi; Ascomycota; Pichiomycetes; Serinales; Debaryomycetaceae. The record is from the annotation of a GenBank genome assembly.